GGAUACCCAUUGCUGCUCCAGAAUUCUCUGCUCUGGCAGGGCACUCUUCCCUUUCACCAUCACUGGAGACAAAGGGUGAGGAUCACCAACACUUGGUCUCUCCCUCCAGACAAACGGAGAGGCCACAAAGAAACGCAACUGCAAACAUCGACUUGCCCAGGAGUGGAACACAAGUCUGUCUCAGGAGGCGGUCUGUCUCAGGAGGGUUCUGAAAGAAUGUCAGCAAAUCCACAAAAUUGAUGAGAUGCAAGUCAACCUUCUGCGUCAGGACAACACCUGGGAGUGUAAACAGACACCACAGCAGCUGCACCAAGGCCCACAACACAACACCCCCCAAUCUGGAGUCCAUCCAGACUGUGGAUGACUUCACCGCUAACCACCAUCACAAUACCUCCUCUUCUGGGCACAGAAUAUCCUGCACACCUGUCUGCUCUUCUUCAAACAGCACGACCCCCAACCCCACAUGUCAAGAGAUGCUGGCUCUCCAAACCCCGCCAGAGAGCAGAGAUCCCCGAGCUCAGGAGUCAGAAUCCAAGGAGGAAAUAUUCCCGGGAGUUAUCAAGUACCGGCUGGGGCCCCUUCUGAAGUCUCCACUCCACUUGCAACGCCCAUGCUACCCACACAAGCCUGGAAGUCAAUACAAGCCUCCAUGGCGCCCCUUCAGGAGUACCCGUGGAGAAUAUUCCAAGCCCUGGCAGACAGAGCCUGUGACUUACCCUGGGGAAGAGACUUCCCACUCAGGUAACUACUACGUGGCCACUACUCACCAGAUUUCGUUCCAGAACCCUCCUCUUGGCCAGUUGAUAACCCCGAUUCACAUUCAGGGCAGAAAAAUAGCUCCAAGAGAGCAGCCAGGCAACAUGGAGUGUAUCAACCAGUAUCAGAGGGACAGCCAAGCUCAUGAGUGCAGUCAAGUCCUCCAACAUGACCCAGACAAGAACAAAUGUCUUAACCUACCUCCUCCCAAAACUCUGGUAGGAGUCCAGGCUAAAAGCCUCUCAAGCACACUCAGGGCCCUCAAAGCCAAGUUCCAAACUGAAACUACUAGCAAGCAAUCCUUCAAGGAUGGUGGAACUCAGCCCCAAGUGUGCAGUGAAGACCCGCAUAACAGAGGCUAUAAGAACUUCCUGGGUAUGGGUUCACAAGUACCAGAUGAGGAUCAAACUACCACGAGGACCACCUACCUGCCCCUGUUUUCUCAAAGGGUGAACCUGUGUAAGCCCAAGGUCGUCAGCAUCAAACGUAAGGCAAAAAGACCUCCUCUGCUUAACAAAGGAAAACACUGAGACCAGUCCUGCUGCCUGAAAACUGGCUUCAGAACAAGGAGACAACAGAUCACCUGAGAGGCGUGAAACCCAGCAGAAUACCACAUGGGCACUGUGUAACUUUGGAUUUUAUUUCCUGAGCUUGUUUCCUCCCUAAAAGUGCCUCUGCUGCACAGGCACUAAUUAGACACAGCCCAGUUUACCUUCUCUAAGCUCUCCUCUGACAACACUGGCCAGUCAGGAAAGUGACAUCCCCAACUUGGUAGUGCCUCCAGCUGACUCUCCUGUUGAAGAAUAAAGUCCUUUUGGGGUGGUCAGGCCUAAAAUUAUUUCAAAAUUCAUGCAUGUCUCAAUGGCUGGUGGACGGCAGCCUUUCUGCAGGAGUCUGAGAAGUGCACACUGCAGCCGAGAUGACUGCUCUCCAACCACAUCCAGUUUUCCCUUAACUCCUGCAUGAGUAUUACAUUGCCUAGGCUUCCCUGACUGAGCAGCAGCCAUGUAAGUUCUAGCCAGAAAAAUCUGAGUGGAAGUAUGUGUCAUUUCGAGAGUUGGCCCGUAACAUCUGCCAAGCGGUCCUCUGACAAAGGCUCGACUUACUAAAACAGUAAUGCCUAAAGCAACCUUGGAAGCCAUGUUAACACUGGCAUCAGGCUGGUCCUGAAAUGACUUCACAGAGCAAAGCUACCCUCUCACUGGCCCCUCCUGAAACCACUCUGGGCACUCUAUGUGUGAGGUGAAAGAAAAAGCUUGUAAUGUGCUAAACUAGCCCAACUGGAAGAUGCCGCAGCAGUCUGGACGCCCCUACCCAUUGCAGGUUCUGUACGGCAAUUCCAUUAGAGCAAGACCUUGAUUCCAGAUGGCUGUUCAGGGCCAUCAAAACACAGAACCAAAAUGCUCAUAUGCCCAUAUUCAGGACACGCCAUCACAUUCACCUGUGCCUGGGCCCGUUGUUUCACUUUGCCUCCUCCAUUCCACAUUCCAGGCCUAUUCUGUUCCCUCCCAUGUGCCCUACUGCAGUGAGUCAAGGGGCAUAACCGCCAUAGAAAGUAAUGGUGCUUUGUAUGUUUACUUAGUUGUUUUUUGCUGUAAAUUCCUUGUUUUUCUUCACCUAGAGUCUAUCAUGUCGCCGAGUUCCUAACUCUUGCAUCUGACUGCUCUAUAUUAUAUGUCAUCAUUCAUAUUUACCACAUUUUACUUAUCAGUUCCCUUAGGAACAGACAUCUAAGUUGCUUUAAACUUCUUCGACCCAAACUGUACCAAGAAAAACAUCCUUCUACAUAACUUCAUGUGGAUUUGUGCAAGUUUCUCUUAAGUAUACAGUCAGCAGUGGAACUGCUUUGAUGCAGGGUAUGUACAUUUAAUGAGUUAUUUAUUGUUGUGAAAGAAAUUACCUCAACCCAAUGGACUAUGGUAGAGGAUCAUUAGGACUCUGGUGGUAGGAAUAGUGUAAUAACAUACAAUUGUGGAGGUGUGUAACCUACAGCCCUGCAACAUAAACAGUGCUGUAAAUCAACAUAACUUCAUUAAAUACAGUUUUAAAAAAAUAAUGCCCUCAUAAUGAGA
Messenger RNA from Talpa occidentalis (Iberian mole), 2828 nucleotides. RefSeq lists its product as uncharacterized. The coding region runs from base 240 to 1286 and encodes 348 amino acids. The transcript is spliced from 11 exons. Lineage: Eukaryota; Metazoa; Chordata; Mammalia; Eulipotyphla; Talpidae. The record is from RefSeq and is a predicted model, not a curated record.